This is a messenger RNA of Tachysurus vachellii, 2497 nucleotides long. RefSeq names its product solute carrier family 7 member 10b (gene slc7a10b). Bases 53 to 1627 code for a protein of 524 amino acids. Gene Ontology annotation, cellular component: membrane. The transcript is spliced from 11 exons. NCBI's taxonomy places the organism in Eukaryota, Metazoa, Chordata, Actinopteri, Siluriformes, Bagridae. Gene Ontology annotation, biological process: D-alanine transmembrane transport; D-serine transmembrane transport; amino acid transmembrane transport. The record is from RefSeq and is a predicted model, not a curated record. Gene Ontology annotation, molecular function: L-amino acid transmembrane transporter activity; neutral L-amino acid transmembrane transporter activity.
GUGCAGUGGAACAGAGGGAGAGAGGAGCCUGUUUUUGGAGCUGCGCGCUGAAAUGCAUGGAGCGGAGCGGCAGAGAAACACCAAGCACAAGGCCGAGGCUCAGCCGAGCACCAUGACAGACGGAGGGGUAAAGUGCGACACCAUCCCGGAGCGAGUGACUCUCAAAAAAGAAAUAGGACUUCUGAGCGCCUGCACCAUCAUUAUCGGUAACAUCAUUGGCUCUGGGAUCUUCAUCUCUCCUAAAGGUGUCCUUGAGCACUCGGGUUCUGUUGGAUUGGCACUGGUGAUAUGGACAUUAGGAGGGGGCAUCGCUGCUCUUGGCUCUCUCUGUUAUGCUGAACUUGGGGUCACCAUUCCUAAGUCCGGGGGAGACUAUUCCUAUGUUACAGAGAUUUUUGGAGGCCUUGUUGGGUUCCUGCUUUUAUGGAGUGCGGUACUGAUCAUGUACCCAACAACUCUGGCUGUAAUAGCUCUGACUUUUUCUAACUACGUCCUACAGCCAGCCUUUCCCAACUGCGUUCCUCCUUAUAUGGCCACACGUAUGCUCUCCACUGUCUGUAUUUUAUUUCUGACAUGGGUAAACUGCUUCAGCGUGCGUCUUGCCACACGGAUCCAGGAUAUCUUCACUGUAGGGAAGCUCCUAGCACUGGGCCUCAUUAUAGCUGUGGGACUUUUCCAGAUCUAUAAAGGUAAUUACCAGGGUCUUACACCACAAGUAGCGUUUGAGUUUUAUAAGACACCAUCGGUGGGGCAGAUCGCACUGGCGUUCCUUCAGGCCUCCUUCGCAUUUAGUGGAUGGAACUUUCUCAAUUACGUCACAGAAGAAGUGGUGGAUCCCAGGAGAAAUCUUCCACGUGCAAUUUACAUCUCCAUUCCACUGGUGACCGUUGUGUACACGCUCACCAAUAUCGCCUACUUCUCCUCCAUGUCACCUGAUGAGCUGUUGUCCUCCAAUGCUGUGGCUGUAACAUUUGGAGAGAAGCUGCUUGGAAUGUUCUCACCAAUCAUACCCAUCUCCGUGGCACUCUCCACGUUCGGAGGCAUCAACGGCUAUCUCUUCACCUCAUCCAGGCUCUGUUUCUCUGGUGCGAGAGAAGGACAUUUACCCAGCUUACUAGCUAUGAUUCACUUUAAGAGUUGCACCCCAAUUCCAGCCCUUCUUGUCUGUUGCACUGCCACAAUCGUUAUCAUGUGCAUUGGUGAAACACACAACCUUAUCAACUAUGUGUCCUUCAUCAACUACCUCUCUUAUGGAGUCACUAUUGCUGGCUUGCUGUAUUACAGAUGGAAGAAGCCAAACCUGUACAGGCCUAUCAAGGUGAGUUUGUUGGUUCCUGUGUGUUACCUGCUGUUCUGGGUCCUGCUGCUGGGCUUCAGUCUGCACUCAGAGCCUGUGGUCUGUGGAGUCGGACUGGUCAUCAUGCUCACUGGAGUACCUGUAUACUUUCUGGGAGUGCACUGGAAAGAUAAGCCAAAGUGUAUCUAUAAAUUCAUUGAAUGGGCCACGUAUCUGGGUCAGAGAGUGUUUUUUGUGGUUUUCCCCCAAGUCGACCCCAUUGAAGACAUAACACCAAGAGAAUGGACGGAUAAGUCUUCUGCCAUUAGCAAGGCCUCUGGACCUUUUUGACUUUUUAUAUCUUUCUUUGUUUAUUACCUUAAUUAUAUAAUGUUUUGUUAAACGUUAGUUGCCAUCUUAUUUUAAAGCCCCAGAAUAAGGUUUUGGGGUAAAUAUUCAAACACAAAUAUCUAUAAGACUUGUAUUGUGUCUUCCCAUAGAUGUAAAUUUAAAUCUGUGUAAACAUUUCUAACAAACUAUCUGCUAUAUUGUUUAUUGUCCGAAGUACUUUAGUAUGGUUUAACUGGAUUAAUUCAGAAUUAUUGCCUGAAGUUUUUAUAUGCUAUCGGGUAUUUUUUCUGGUAGUUGCUUGUAUAUAUACUUGAAAUACAUAAUAAUGGAGACGUAAGAGCUAAUGCUGAAUAUAUUUAUUGCAAUUUGGCAGUUAGAGAAUUCCUUGUAUUUUGUUGUACGUUACCUCUUUAAAGCACAGCUAGACAUCUGGCAUUCAGGAAAGCACUAGCUUAGCUAACUAAGCAGGGUGCGUGACAAGAUGCUGACCCUAUACCUUAUCUUACAACCGUUUGUUAAUGACUCGGUUCUUGAGAACAUGAUAUUUUCUGUAAAGACAAAGUGCACAAUUUGAAAUUUUAUUCUAAUCUUUCAUAAAGUAUACUAAUGUUUAUUCAUUAGAUAUUGUUUGCAUUAUAAUCAAACGACAAUGAACCUAAUAUUAGUUUAUUGUUUAUAGCGACUGCAGGUAAAUCAUAUUCCUCUACAUACAUCUCAGAAGUAAACAUUUGUGAUAGUGACUAAAAAACGACUAUGACUACACACACUUUGUCUAUAAAACCAGUGUUUUCAGUUGUUCCUUAGAAGGGUUAGAGGGGUGAGAGGGUUCCUCUAGAGGAGUGAGAGGGUUAGAGGAGUGAGAGGGUUAGA